AUGAGUCAGCUGGUGAAAAAAGUAUUUAAAUAUGGUGUAUUGGUUACAACUGUAGGUGGUACUGGGCUACUACUAAAACAUAAUGAUUGGGAGGUGUCAACUAUUGGUGUCUUUAGAUUUGGAAGAGCUGCCUUUGCUGUAACUCGUGUUGUAAUAGAUUAUAAAGUGUCAUUAUAUGGAAUGAAUGUUGAUGAUCCAAACUAUGAAGAUAUCAAAUCAAAGGUUCAUACAAGAUCAGCUCUUAGCCUACGAGAAAUGUGUUGUAAAAAUGGUGGAGCGUUUAUUAAAGUUGGUCAACACGUUGGCUCAUUAGAGUACCUAUUACCAGUAGAAUAUGUUAAUACAAUGAAAGUAUUACACAACCAGGCUCCUGAAUCACCUAUUGAAGAGUUGUUCAAAGUGGUAGAAGAAGAUUUAGGCACCAAGGUGGAAGAUUUGUUCACAUCAAUUGAUCCUGUUCCCCUUGGAGCAGCUUCUUUAGCACAAGUUCACAAAGCAACAUUGAAAGAUGGUAGAACAGUUGCAGUUAAAAUACAACACCCAAAAGUUAAAGCUCAUUCUUUUGUUGAUAUUAAAACUAUGGAGAUACUAAUAUCAUUUAUAGCCUAUCUAUUUCCUGAUUUUCAAUAUAAAUGGUUGGCAGAAGAAACCAAGAAAAAUCUUCCAUUAGAACUGGAUUUUUUACAUGAAGGAAAAAAUUGUGAAAGAGUGUCCAAAGUUUUAAAAGAUUAUGAAUAUUUAAAGAUACCAAAGAUUUACUGGGAGUUAUCAUCAGAAAGAGUAUUAACUAUGGAAUAUUGUAAAGGUGGGAAAGUUGAUGAUAAAGAGUAUAUGAAGAAACAUGGUAUACCUGUUGAAGAGGUAACAAGAAAACUAGGGAAACUGUACAGUGAAAUGAUAUUUGUACAGGGAUAUGUACAUUGUGAUCCCCAUCCUGGUAAUGUACUAGUCAAUAAAACUAAACAUGGUACUCAAAUAGUGUUACUAGAUCAUGGUUUAUAUCAGUCAUUAACAGAAGAAUUUCGAUUAAAUUAUUGUAAGUUAUGGUUAGCUUUAAUUAAAGCUGACGUGGACAAAAUCAAGAAAUAUUCUGAAAGAAUGAAUGCUGGUAAAAUGGCUGGGUUAUUCGCUUGUAUGUUGACAGCUAGAUCUUGGAACUCAAUAACUAAAGGCAUAGAUAAAUCACAAAUUUCUUCAUCAGAGUCUAAUGACAUCAGAGAAAACGCAGCCACAUAUUUAAUGGAAAUAUCUGAAAUUCUGAAUAAUGUUCCAAGACAGAUGUUGCUAUUGUUCAAAACUAACGAUGUCUUGCGUGGAAUUGAGUCUUCUUUAAAUACACCAGCUAAUGCGACAUCAUUUAUAAAUAUGUCGAGAUAUUGUGUCCGGGCGGUGGCCAGACACAAGUUAAAAUAUUCACAUAGUUUCUUCGGUCGUUUGAAAAUCCAAUCCGCAGAACUCUGGCUUCUAUUUAAAAUCAAUUUAUAUCAGUGGUAUUUAUGGCUGUCAACUAAUUUUAAAUCUUCUCAUAGGUCAUUAACAAGUUGA
This is a messenger RNA of Lottia gigantea (owl limpet), 1545 nucleotides long. RefSeq lists its product as hypothetical. Lineage: Eukaryota; Metazoa; Mollusca; Gastropoda; Lottiidae. The transcript is spliced from 9 exons. Gene Ontology annotation, biological process: mitochondrion organization; lipid homeostasis. Gene Ontology annotation, cellular component: mitochondrial inner membrane. The coding region runs from base 1 to 1545 and encodes 514 amino acids. The record is from RefSeq and is a predicted model, not a curated record.